Messenger RNA from Misgurnus anguillicaudatus (oriental weatherfish), 3277 nucleotides. The record is from RefSeq and is a predicted model, not a curated record. Lineage: Eukaryota; Metazoa; Chordata; Actinopteri; Cypriniformes; Cobitidae.
AACACUGGCAUCGCGGGUACCACAAGGGAGCACUUGGGUCUUGCCAUGGCGUUGAAGGUGCCCAUUUUCAUUGUCAUCAGUAAAGUGGACCUGUGCACUAAGAGCACGGUUGAGCGUACGGUCCGGCAGCUAGAACGCAUCCUCAAACAGCCCGGAUGCAACAAGGUGCCCAUGCUGGUGUCUACUACAGAUGACGCCGUCACUGCCGCCCAAAAGUUUGCACAGUCGCCCAGCAUCACACCGAUCUUCACUCUGUCCUGUGUAUCGGGUGAGAGUCUGGAUUUACUAAAGGUCUUCUUUAACAUCCUACCUCCAUUGAGCAACAGCAAGGAACAAGAAGAACUCAUGCAGCAGCUCACUGAGUUUCAGAUUGAUGAGAUCUAUACAGUUCCAGAUGUUGGGACAGUAGUCGGUGGAACUCUUUACAGCGGGAUCUGCCGGGAGGGCGAGCAGCUGGUGGUGGGACCCACCGAUGAUGGCAAGUUUCGGGAGUUGAAGGUGUGCAGCAUUCAGAGGAAUCGCUCCGGAUGUCGAGUGCUCAGGGCUGGUCAGGCAGCUACAUUGGCGUUGGGGGAUUUCGAGCGUUCUCUGUUACGAAAGGGUAUGGUGAUGGUUAGUCCAGAGAUGAACCCCACUAUCUGCUGGCAGUUUGAGGCAGAAAUCAUUUUACUGUUUCAUGCUAAAACCUUCCAUAAGGGCUUCCAGGUGACCGUCCACGUAGGCAACAUCAGACAGACGGCCACAGUUGAGGCUCUACAAGGAAAGGAUGAGCUCAGGACAGGUGAGAAAGCUGUGGUACGAUUCAAGUUUAUCAAACACCCAGAGUACUUGAAGGUGGGCGCCAAGCUGCUUUUCAGAGAGGGAGUUACCAAAGGCAUCGGACAGGUCACCAAACUACAGCCUGCCUCCCAGUACCAGCACAGCUCUUGAUGCAAACAAAUGCAAACUCCCUUCAGUCAUCCACUGAUCUAUCUUUCUCCUCGUCCUUCACUGUUUUCCCUCUUCUAUUUAAUCUCACUUUGUCAACGUCAAGCCUUUUCCAAGUCUUGAGUCCAUGCCCUCAUGGAUUGAUUUAAUCAGUGUGUCGGUCCUCUUAUGUUUAAACACACAAGUUUAAAUCAUAACUGAUGGCCUUUCACACAUCUGUCUUUUAAAUGUGAUUCUCUUAACUCCAAAUGAGCAGUUUUAACAUCCAAACACUGUCCGAUAAAGCUUGUUUGUGGGCAACAGUAGUCCUUAAGCAUUCAUUGUUCAGUAACCAAAGGAAAGGACAGAUGUAAAUAUAGCACAGCUGCCAAAGACACUGAAUGUUUUGGUAGUAGUUUUUAUAGUUUAUUGCUGAUGUCAAUGAAAAAUUAUUUAUUGUCAAGGCAGCUAGUCAACAGAGUUUUAUAUCUCCACCUUACAUGAAACUCUGCUCUACCAAAUCUCCACAUUGCCUUUUAUUGUUGUGGCGUUAAGUCUCUGAUAAUGGGCAAUAAUGUUAAUAUAAACGUCUUGUCUUACCACCAAGUGUUCUUUCACCCUUGCUGCUUUUGGAAAUAUCUGAGACAGAAUGUAAUCUAGUUUACUCAAGUGCUUUAGUAGCUCAGGAAUGACUGAUGUAGUUCUUAUAAGCAGUUAACUAGUCAACUCCAGAUUUGGAGGAGUAGUAGUAGAUUGCACAAACCUUCAGGAUACUUUCUUUUAUUCAAACAUGCAAAGAAAUCGUAUAUAUUUCUACGCUGUUGAUUUCGUUUCUGGCUUUAAGCAUUUCUUGUCUUGGCUUACUGGUUUUAGAUCGUUCGAAUGACUGAAUUUUGAGUUUGUUUUAUUGCACCACAAAGUUUCCAGGUUUACUUAAGACUUGAUUUGGUGCUAACACUGUUCAAUUUAAACCUUUUAAAAUUAAGAUGUUGAAAGAGGUUGAGGUUUUGUUAAGCUAGUUCUCGUCUUAUUACCACUGCAUGGUUGUUUAUCUGAAAGUCUCAUUAUUGAAUAGCAUAUCAAGACACUUUGUGCCUGUGUGAGUGUUUAAUAUUUACUUUGAGGUUUCUAAAAUAUUACUGUUUUGUCUUUCCUGUGCAAUUUUAAAGGAAGAAAAACGAUGUAUUUGACAAUGAAUAUAUAAUAGACACCUGAUACCACAUUGUUUUAAAUCAAUUCCAAAUGAUUUUUUUCUUAUGCAUUUUUCAAUGCCUGUUACUUUUCUGGUUGCCAGAUGUUUCUUCAAAAAUAUUUUUAAUAUUUUACCCUUUUCUGGUGAAUUUAUGUAAGUUUAUUUGUAUAUUGUGGUGUACAAAAUUAAAAUCUUUAUUAUAUUCACGCUUGAUGAAUUCAUGUGUCAUUAGCUUGUAAAACCCGAAUGGAUGGAAUGGAUGAAAGCUGGGAAACAAAAAAAAAUCAAGCUUGGAUUAACUUGUACAGUACCGUACUAGUGAAUAAAUGUUUUGCUGAAAUAAUUUUAGGUAAGAUAUUGAUAAACCCAGUCCUUAAAUAAAUGAGGUUUUAUAUAAAUAUAUAAACCUUUUUUAGUUUGUUUAAAGUUAAUUGCUGUUAAGAAGUAAUUUUAUAAACAAUUUUUCUAAUAAUAGGUAAUUACUAAUUAAUUCCCAAAUAGAUGACUGUCCAUAGCAUAAUCUUAUGAUUUUUGUCAUUAAAUCUUCAUUGCACGCACGGAGAUGUGUGAGUUGCUUUAAAAUGAGUUUUAGGAAGUGAUAUUUAUAUCUCUUAUCUAUGAGAAACAGUUUGCAUCUGUCAACACUCACUACAUUAUAUCUGCUUACUACUGAAGACUCUCAAACAGUCAUUAUGAUAUUUCUUAGUAAAAAUAUAAAAGGUUUUACAAUUUUACAUUGCUACUGAUGUCCUUGGAUAAACCAAGUAUGCCUUUAUCCACUAGGAGAAGCGGGAAUAUGUAUCAAGCUAAAUGCUGAAAACAUUACGAAGGUCUUGCAUUUGAUCUGUAGUUCAACAUUUUGCCUUUUCUCAAUGUCAUUCAUGGUUAUUGCUAGCAUACAUUUAAACAAAGUUUGCUGUGUUUCUUCAUGUUGUAUAUUCUGCCCUCUAGUGAAAUGAUAUGAACAAUGCAUUCAAGAAGUACACAUUUAGCCCGAUUUAAACAAACCUCCAACUUUAAGAAACAUUUGUGCUAAACCUUUUUUGUGAAAACCUUUCAAGCUAUCAGACUUAAAAGUAGAAAUGAGUGAUAAAAACUAAAAGACUUUAUGGAUCUUUCUAUCAUAUAUGUGCAUUGCUAUAUCAUGCCUGCCUUGUGCUUGAAUAGAAGUGUUCACUU